GUCUUAUAACUUUAAUCAUUUUUUUAGCAACAAGAAGAUAGCACCAUCCAUUCAAAAUGGCUGCUAAAUACAAACUAUCUUACUUUGAAGAAAGAGGAAGAGGUGAAGUACUUCGUCUUAUGUUUGCUGGAGCUGGUCAAGAGUUCGAAGAUGACCGAUUAAAGGGCGAUUCAUGGGCAGCAUUUAAACCAAAAACACCAUAUGGCCAGAUGCCUGUGUUAACGGUAGAUAAUAAAACCAUGAUUAACCAGACGGGUGCCAUUGCUCGGUUCAUUGCUCGUGAAUUUGGAAUGUAUGGUACCAAUAACAUGGAAAAUACCAAAUGUGACGUCAUCUUUGAGACCAUCAAUGACAUGUUCACAGAAAUGAUAAAAGUGUUUUUCGAAAAAGAUGAAGCAAAAAUGGCAGAAAAUAAUAAAAAAUUGAAUACAGAAGUUUUACCCAAAUUUUUCGCUUUUAUGGCCAAGUUACUGAAAGAAAAUGGAGGAAAAUGUCUAGUAGGAUCUAAGCUUUCAGUAGCAGACGUUGCCUUCUUUGACAUUCUUGAUAAAAUAACCGAGGGUAAAAGUAUGGGUGCAGGUUUAUACAAAGACUUUGCCGACAUCAAAACGUUUUACGAAAACGUGCAGAAAUUGCCGAAAAUUAAGAGUUAUUUAGAGAAGCGACAGCCAUCUGAUAUAUAAAUCUAGCAACACUCAUUAUCAUCAUUUUAUUUAUGUCUUAAACAUUAACAUGGCCCAUCAACAACAGACUAACAUAUAUGUGAACAAACCGGGGGGGGGGGGGGGG
Messenger RNA from Mytilus californianus (California mussel), 789 nucleotides. Its product is annotated as glutathione S-transferase 1-like. Gene Ontology annotation, molecular function: glutathione transferase activity. The transcript is spliced from 5 exons. NCBI's taxonomy places the organism in Eukaryota, Metazoa, Mollusca, Bivalvia, Mytilida, Mytilidae. Bases 57 to 683 code for a protein of 208 amino acids. The record is from RefSeq and is a predicted model, not a curated record. Gene Ontology annotation, biological process: glutathione metabolic process.